Molecule: messenger RNA, 1464 nt
Organism: Didymodactylos carnosus
Lineage: Eukaryota; Metazoa; Rotifera; Eurotatoria; Philodinida; Philodinidae
Source: the annotation of a GenBank genome assembly
AUGACAUCGAGUAAAGACCUCCGCAGAGCAUCUAUACCUGGUGAUAAUUCAUGUUUAUUCUCAUGUAUUCAAUAUAUUAUCUACAACGGUUGCUAUGAUUUAGCUCAAAAUAUACAUUUUCGUCGCAUGGUAGCGUCGUAUAUUACCCAUAAUACAAAUAUUCAUUAUUAUGUUACACAACCAAUUCCGGUAUAUUGUGACUGGAUUCAAAAUGAAAAGCAUUGGGGUGGUGAACUAGAAAUAUAUGUAUUAUCUAAAAUUUUUUCAGUUCAAUUUCGUGUGAUUGAUAUGUCGAAAACCGAAAAAAAGAUUAUCUCAUAUGGCGAAAAACUCUAUACAGAAUGCGCUUAUCUAUAUUACAAUGGAACACAUUAUGAACCAUGUUAUUCGCCAAAUGAAAACGACGAUAAUAAUGUAAAACAAACAAAAUUUUCAUCAGAUGAUCCAAAAAUAGUCGAAUUAGCUAAAAGUCUUAUUAAAGUAGAGUGCUUGAAAAAGUGCCUCGAAGAAUGUUUAAAUGAUGACCAUGAAGAUGUCAUGGGUGAACCAGAAUCCGAAAAUAACGUUCAUCAUGAUCAACAAAUUGAGGAAGAAAAACGAAUGGAACUUGAAAAAAAAAAUAGCUGUACUAAAUUGGGUAUACUGACAUGUGAAACCAGUUUACAGCAUGAUAUAGUAUUAGAUAUAUUACCAACAAUAAAUGUACAAUUGGAUAGAAAUAAUAUCCAUGUAACGGGAGACCAUGGUUCUUUACCAAACGACGUUUGUAUGGUAUCGAAGAUCACACUUCCGUUACCUCAUGAAUUUGGAGAAAACAAAGAUUCUGCAGCAGAACCAAUUGCUACUGUAAAACACACGGGUGAUCGAUUACAACUUGUUGAAUUUCUUCAAGAAGAAUACCGUGGAUAUUAUAAAACUCAAUAUAAGCCUAAAAAUCGUCCAAGAAAAGAACCGAAAUGUGGCACAAAACAAAUGCAUUGUGUUACAUACAUGAAGGAUAAGAAUGGAAAGACAUUAAAACUUAGAUUUCCGCCAAAUUUCCUUUACAAAUAUGAUACUAUUGUGGUUGAACGUUUGACUGUGGAAAUAGAUGGACAACACUAUUAUAGUCCACAUGUUUUUCAAGAAACGAACAGUGAAUCUGAACCUGUAUACGCAAAUACAAUCUAUAUUCCACUCAGCAGCGAAAAAUUGAUUGUAGAGUUAGAAUUGCCAUUAGUAGCUAUUAUGCUAAAACAAGAUGAAUUAAUAACAUGUCAACCAUUAAAACCAUACAGGCCGACAGGGAAAGAAAAUCUUGCUGAAACAUAUCGAUAUCCAAAUGACUUUAUCCAAAAAUAUCAACUUAAUCAAUCCCAAAUUGCAUUUACAUUGGGGAAAAGAAUUGGUAAUAAUAGUUACGACAUAUUUUGUGAUACAACAUGCUUAUCGAACAUCAUUACGCAAGAAGAAAAUAAACAAUAA